Messenger RNA from Sitodiplosis mosellana (orange wheat blossom midge), 1079 nucleotides. RefSeq names its product 28S ribosomal protein S2, mitochondrial (gene mRpS2). NCBI's taxonomy places the organism in Eukaryota, Metazoa, Arthropoda, Insecta, Diptera, Cecidomyiidae. The coding region runs from base 149 to 1015 and encodes 288 amino acids. Gene Ontology annotation, biological process: translation. The transcript has 3 exons. The record is from RefSeq and is a predicted model, not a curated record. Gene Ontology annotation, cellular component: ribosome; mitochondrial small ribosomal subunit. Gene Ontology annotation, molecular function: structural constituent of ribosome.
UCACAUGUUAGACAAAUCGUUCAACAAUCGACCGAAUUGUCAAAAUGGUUUGAUGUGAAGUGUCAAAAUGUUGAGGUUAUGUGACCAUCCACAGUUUGAAACUCGCAUUUUUCACUGAAAUUGAAGUAAAAUUUAAAUCUAUAUUAAAAUGUCGAAACUUUUAACAAAUUUUUUCAAUCCGACCAAGUCACAGAUCCGUACAAAGAUUAUAAAGCACAGAGGAUUCAUACCGCGAACAGAUAAAGUACCAUUACAGGUGCCGGAGAAUUUAAAGCAAGUGCAAGCUGAACUAAAAGCCGCAAAAUUGCCUGAGAAUGAAUAUUUGAUGCAUGCUGAUUUCUUCAAUGUCCACAAUUUGUUUACCGUAACUGAUUUAUUCAAUGCACGAAUCCAUUAUGGGCACAGAGAAGGAACGCUAGACGAUCGAAUGAAACCGUAUAUAUUUGGAAAGCGAAUGGGUCAUAUCAUUUUCGAUUUGGAUAAGACCGCACUCUAUUUGCGAAAGGCUUUAAAUUUUGCUGCUCAUACUGCGUACCGCGAUGGUUUGAUUCUGUUCGUGGGCCGUAAUCCACAGUGUACAAAUUUGAUUGAGAACACCGCCAAAGAAUGUGAAGAAUUUGCUCAUGCUCGUAUGUGGCGCAAAGGAUUGUUCACAAAUUCCGUGAUGCAAUUCCGUGAAGUGACGCGUUUGCCCGAUUUGUGUAUCUUCUUGAACACAUUGAAUGAUGUGCUGUUGCCACAUGAUGGCAUCAAAGAGUCAGCCAAAAUGAUGAUUCCAACCAUUGGCGUUGUCGAUUCAAACUGCAAUCCAAGUUUAAUAACAUACCCAAUUCCUGGCAACGAUGACAGCCAAGUGUCUAUUGAAUUCUAUUGUAAUAUCUUCAAGCAAGCGAUUUUACGUGGGAAACAAAAGGCUAAAGAAGAUGCGGAAAAAAGGAAAAAGCCAGCAAAUAUCGCAUCAAGCCAGACGGCUGAAGAGAAUGUAGAAAAAAUUGCAGUGAAAUCGAGUCAGUAAAAUGAUUGUAUAUGUGUAAGAACAGUUUCCUUGUUUGAAAAGUAAAGUGACAACAAAAGUUCAA